AUGCAGCUCCCUUUCCCUCUUAUCAAGGCUACAUUGAUCUUUGUGCUUUUUGUUUUUGUUGGGACCAUUAUUAUGUAUUUUGGCAUUUUCAGGGACUCAUCCAUAUCAACGGCAUCUGAUGCUUUAGAGAAUUCACCUCAAAGAGGCUCUUCGGUAUCUCCUGCGACCCUGCUUAUGCCAAAGUCCAAAGAAUCAACAGGUGCAUCUACAGAGCUCAUACAGGAUAAUUCGACGGAAAUAGCUAUUCCCGUGUUUCCCCAAGCAGUUAAUUUCUUGAGCACAAAUUUUAGGAAAUACUGGUGUAAGAUCACCAUCGCCUCAGCUUUUUGGAGUUUAAAAAUAUAUGCACCACCAACAUUUAACCCUUCCAUUGUUGAAGCAGUUUAUUGGGCAGAUUUUGAAGAUCCCUUGGCGGAAAUGUUCUUUAAGGUCUCUAAAAUUUGUAUUCCCUUGAAAAACUUGGGCCACGCCAAGGUGACCCAUAAUGCAUUGGAUCUUGCGAUUCUAGCUUUAUUAAUAUUCAAUUUCUUUUAA
Molecule: messenger RNA, 534 nt
Organism: Mitosporidium daphniae
Lineage: Eukaryota; Fungi; Microsporidia
Exons: 2
Coding region: 1-534 (177 amino acids)
Source: RefSeq, a predicted model, not a curated record